Molecule: messenger RNA, 1380 nt
Organism: Oldenlandia corymbosa var. corymbosa
Lineage: Eukaryota; Viridiplantae; Streptophyta; Magnoliopsida; Gentianales; Rubiaceae
Source: the annotation of a GenBank genome assembly
CAAUUCUCAUUCUAACAGUUAAAAAAGACGGUUCUAAAUCUAUCCAUGGCUCCCCAACACUUUUCCAACACAAUCGUUUUUGUUGCAAUGUUAGCCUUAUUUUCUGCCUUUGCGAUGUUGUUACUUUCAUCAUCAGCUACUUCAACUUCACCAUCGCCGCCACCAAAUAACUCCGGGCUCCUCCAGAAGAAAGUUUCCGACGACCCCUCAGUAGUCCUGAAGCAAAAAUUUAAGAAAUUCAUGCAAGACUUUGGUAAGAAUUACACCAGCAAAGAGGAAGAGGACAGGAGAUUUAAGAUCUUCAGGGAAGCCUUAAGAGAUAUCGAGGAAAGGAAUGACAGCAGUCUGGGGAUAAAUUAUUUCGCAGAUUUUACAGAUGGAGAAUUUACAUCUUACGGGAGCUGCAUAGAAAUUCCGGAGGAGGCAUUAUUAGCAGGAGAUGAUGAACGCAGUUAUAAUCAGUCUGAUUCUCUUGAGAUUCCAGAUGAUCACAUCCCUUCUGCCAUAGACAUGAGAAGGCCAGAUCUUGUAACACCCGUGAAAGAUCAAGAACGUUGCGGUUCGUGCUGGGCGUUUGCGACGGUAGCCGUUGUUGAGACGUAUACAGCAAUCAAAACCGAUGAGCUGAUUUCUCUGUCGGAGCAGGAGUUGGUGGACUGCGCCGGAAGAGCCCGUGGUUGCGUAGAAGGCAGUGUAGUAAGGGCUUUAGAAUUUGCAAAAACAAAUGGGAUCGCGGCUUGGAGCAAAUAUCCUUACUAUGGGUUCCAAGGUUCUUGCGGCGCCCCUUGGCAUGACAGUGUGGCUAAAAUUGACAGAUACGAAAGAGUCCUCCCCGCUAAUGAAAAUGCUCUGAUGAGAGUUGUGGGUGGAUACGGGUUGCCGGUGGUGGUCAAUAUUUGUGCCAACGACACUUCUUUUCAGAGAUACACCGGCGGACUUAUAAGGUCGGAUUGCGAGCCGAAUGAAACGAUGUCGCAUUCUGUUGCCAUCGUUGGAUACUUCACCAGCCCUAGUAGUAAUGUGGAGAAUUAUUGGAUCAUCAAAAAUUCUUGGGGAACUGGUUGGGGUGAAAACGGAUACGGGCGGAUCAAAAUGGGACUAAACCUUCGUAAGAUUGCUAGCUAUGCAUGGUUGCCUGUCCCCAACUGAAAUUUAGAUAGUUAUUAUACCCUCUAUGUCUCGGAAUGAUUGUACAAUCAUUUUGGGGCUACCAAUAAAUAUAUACACUGAGGUACGAUGAACUGUAGCAGGGAGUCUGUUGUAAUCAUCCUCAUUAACAUUUUAUAUUAAAAUAAUAUAAAUAUUACGAAUUAGAGAUCGUGAUCAACAUUUAGGAAAAAGAAGCAAAAAUCUCCUUAAUUAUGUCCAAAAGAAAAACAC